CCAACUCAGACUGUCAUGCCUGGUCAGGUAAUGCGUGUUACAACCGGUGCUCCAAUUCCAUGUGGUGCUGAUGCAGUGGUGCAAGUGGAAGAUACAGAGCUCAUCAGGGAAUCAGAUGAUGGCACUGAAGAACUAGAGGUUCGAAUCCUGGUACAAGCUCGACCAGGCCAAGAUAUCAGACCCAUAGGACAUGACAUUAAAAGAGGGGAAUGUGUGCUGGCUAAAGGAACCCACAUGGGUCCGUCUGAGAUUGGUCUCUUAGCAACUGUUGGAGUAACUGAAGUAGAAGUUAACAAGUUUCCAGUGGUUGCAGUUAUGUCAACAGGGAAUGAGCUACUGAAUCCUGAAGAUGACCUCUUGCCAGGAAAGAUUCGGGACAGUAACCGUUCAACUCUCCUAGCUACAAUCCAAGAACAUGGUUAUCCAACAAUCAACUUGGGAAUUGUGGGUGAUAACCCAGAUGAUUUACUGAAUGCACUGAAUGAGGGUAUCAGCCGUGCUGAUGUGAUCAUUACAUCAGGAGGUGUGUCUAUGGGGGAAAAGGACUAUCUUAAACAGGUGCUGGAUAUUGAUCUUCACGCACAGAUUCACUUUGGCAGAGUUUUUAUGAAACCAGGCCUGCCUACAACUUUUGCAACUCUGGAUAUUGAUGGCGUAAGAAAAAUAAUCUUUGCGCUCCCAGGCAACCCUGUGUCAGCUGUUGUCACCUGCAAUCUCUUUGUUGUUCCUGCACUGAGGAAAAUGCAGGGUAUCCUGGAUCCUCGGCCCACCAUCAUCAAAGCCAGGUUAUCAUGUGAUGUAAAAUUGGACCCUCGCCCAGAAUAUCAUCGCUGCAUACUGACUUGGCAUCACCAAGAACCACUACCUUGGGCACAGAGCACAGGGAAUCAGAUGAGCAGUCGUCUGAUGAGUAUGCGCAGUGCCAAUGGACUGUUGAUGCUACCUCCAAAGACAGAGCAGUAUGUGGAGCUUCACAAGGGGGAGGUGGUGGAUGUCAUGGUUAUUGGAAGGCUAUGAUGUCACCAGCAAGAGUGAAGCUUUGAUGCAUGUCCACAUAUCAUUGACUGUAUCCUGUAAUAUGCAACGGCACAGCUAGUUUUUCUGAUUUGGAUAAAAGUUGAUCAGUAUAGUCAACAUCUUGAAUUAUAUUUCAAAUGGAAUUUACAUAAAUACCUUUUAAAAAAAACUUUAAAACAAAUCUUAACAAAGAAAUUUAUUCUGAUCAUAUCAAAGCAACUUUUUCCUUUCCUUGCAAUUGCUUUGUGUGUUCAAUGCUAGUUCUAAUAGCGGUAGCUUUUAGUAGAAAGCAGUAGGUGCCUGCAGAACUUGUGUUUUUUCUCAUCUUUAAGAUACAACUACUUAUGCUCUUAAAACAAGGCUGUCUGCUUAUUUAUACUAGCGUAGACAACACUUGGAUUUCCCUUAUUAGUAUGCUUCAUAACCGCUUCACAGAGAGCUUCUGCUUGUUCUUUAUCUUGUAUCUCGUGUUGAUGUGCACAGUGCCAAAAGCAGAGUGGCUGCACUGGGAACCCAAUGAAGCCCCAAGGUGUUCUCACCUUGCUGCACAUUCAGGGAUCUCUCUUGUCCCAGCAGCCACCCAGCUCAGUACUCUCGGGCAGUAACUGGAGACCUUUUAUUUCAACAAACAAAAAAAUUGCUUCCUUAAGUGCUGACAGCCUUUUUAACCAAUACAUUUAAAAAUGUACAGAACUAAAAACUAAAAAAAAUCAAAGACUGAUCUUGUACAGAUAUUAGUGUUACCAGCACUCGUGUGGAAAUUAAAUGAGCAAAGAAAUAAAACUAAUGUUAAACGACUCUGUACCAUAACAUUUUCUGUAAUGAUAUUGAAACUUAAAUGAAUAAAAAAAAUUCCACAAUUAUUUAAAA
This is a messenger RNA of Acanthisitta chloris (rifleman), 1887 nucleotides long. Its product is annotated as gephyrin. Gene Ontology annotation, molecular function: molybdopterin molybdotransferase activity. The annotation marks the transcript as partial. The transcript has 10 exons. Gene Ontology annotation, cellular component: cytosol; postsynaptic membrane; postsynaptic specialization. Lineage: Eukaryota; Metazoa; Chordata; Aves; Passeriformes; Acanthisittidae. The record is from RefSeq and is a predicted model, not a curated record. Gene Ontology annotation, biological process: molybdenum incorporation into molybdenum-molybdopterin complex; postsynaptic neurotransmitter receptor diffusion trapping; establishment of synaptic specificity at neuromuscular junction.